Vanessa tameamea is the source of this 4042-nucleotide messenger RNA. RefSeq names its product ras-like protein 2 (gene Ras64B). Gene Ontology annotation, molecular function: GTPase activity; GTP binding; GDP binding. The transcript has 4 exons. Gene Ontology annotation, cellular component: plasma membrane. Gene Ontology annotation, biological process: Ras protein signal transduction. The record is from RefSeq and is a predicted model, not a curated record. NCBI's taxonomy places the organism in Eukaryota, Metazoa, Arthropoda, Insecta, Lepidoptera, Nymphalidae. The coding region runs from base 163 to 762 and encodes 199 amino acids.
UUUUUAGCUUAAAUGUUUUUUAUAGUCUGUGAUUUUGUAAAAUGCUGCGUGUAACAAAUCGUAACAAUUGAAUCAUCCGUGACCGUCACUGAAAUUAGAAAAUACUGUAGUAGAUAAAGUGUUUUAUUUUCAAUUUAGUAGUUAUAAUUGUUGUUAUUCGAAAUGUCGAGACCCGGAGAUAGACCAAGUCAAGCUCAAACGUACAAGCUUGUUGUUGUCGGCGGCGGAGGUGUUGGAAAGAGUGCCAUUACAAUUCAAUUUAUACAGAGUUACUUUGUAACGGACUAUGACCCCACCAUUGAGGACAGCUACACGAAGCAGUGUGUCAUUGAUGACAUUCCAGCUAAGUUGGACAUUCUAGACACUGCGGGUCAAGAGGAGUUUAGUGCAAUGCGAGAACAGUACAUGCGUUCUGGUGAGGGAUUCCUCCUGGUGUUCUCGGUCGCUGACCACGCAAGCUUCGAUGAGCUGUUCAAGUUCCACAAGCAGAUCCUUCGCGUCAAGGACCGCGAUGAGUUCCCCAUGCUGAUGGUGGGCAACAAGGCUGACUUGGAGCACCAGAGAGUGGUAACAUUAGACGAGGCGCAAGCACUCUCCAGACAGUUGAAAGUGCCAUACAUUGAAUGCAGCGCUAAGGCGCGAAUGAACGUUGACCAGGCCUUCCACGAACUCGUCAGACUAGUCCGUCGUUUCCAGGAAGCGGAGAGGAUCCACAUCAAGUCAGAUAACAGGAUCAAGAAGAAAAAGUGCACUAUCUUGUAACAGCACCGGUGUGAGAUGAGCUUUAUAAAAAAAAUCGAACGUCAAAUUCAAAUGACAGAUGUCAACAUUUAAAUAAUUGGUGUCUGUCGUUCGAACAUAAACAUGGUGCUUCUAAUCUGAUGUUUUUGCAAAAUUCACUUUUUGUUGUUUUUUUGAGAAGCCUUUUUUAUUUAAAUAGCACCCUACUUUUAUUUAUUUUUAAGUGCUAAUAUAAUUCUUAAAUAUGUACAACCUCGUUUUUAGCGUUUAAGCUAUUUAUAUUUAAAUUGUACUGGAAUUCGCUUUGAAAUAUUAUUUAAAGCAAUUUAGUAACACUGUUGGCAUCGGAAGAAAUUAUUACAAUAAUACUUUAUAAGUUAAUAAAUUCUCUGCCAUCUUUGGCUGAGUCCGUUAGACAUAAUAAUCAUUACACUAAACUAAUUUGACUAAACCCUGGUUUCUGUAUUAAAAAACGACUCGGUUUCCUUACCAGUUGAAUUGUGUAAUUAACCAUACAUAUUAUCGGAAACCCUAGUAUCAAUAAAAAACUAUAAAUGUAAUAUUUAUACAUUUAACCCAGCAUCGGUUAUUUCUAGUCUUCAUAAGCAAAACCAUUUUAUUUUUGGAUGUAUACAUGACACAAAUAAGAUAUCCUUUUCAACGUCAUAUAUUGCCGCUGUAAGGGCUAAAGGUAUGUAAAAUUUAAGUUACAAAAGAACUCCAAAGUAUGUAAGAUAUCAUUGGAACAGUCAAGGGGAAAGUAUGUUAUUCAAUUUAAAAAAAAAACCAAUUGAUAUCUACCAAUUCAGUUAAAUUUAAGGCUUUAGUGUGAUUUUGAUGAAUAACCCUUUAAAAAAGAGGAUGCUUUAGCCCGCAGUGGGAUAGUUGCUUUCUAAGGAAAGCUCUACCGUGCCACGAGUGGAGCACUACACAGGAUCGGCCCCGGAUGCGUUAUAUCGGUACGAUCCAGUAGCCUCUGUUAUUUUCUGAUGCAAUAUUUGUUGGUAAUUCCGGAACUUUUGUUGGUAAUAAUCAAAUAUAGCCCAAUUCAUAGGGCUUCCAGGUACCUUUCUGCAGUAGUGAGAAGUUACAUGUUACUUAUAGUCAGUGUAUGCUUCCCUGCAGACAAAGUUCAGGCCUUUUACAUCUUUACAUUGGAAUAAUAUUUCCUUGUAUUUUAUUCAUAUAAAUUUCAUAUAAUUGUUGCUAUCAUAUAACUUUUCGCAAUUUUAAAUUGUACCCUAAUUUGAACAUAUGACCUUUUGCUUUUCUAGUAUCAACGUAAAUAAGAGAUUAUUAGUUUUUACUUCAGUUAGAUUACUUUAGAGAACAUGUUUAAUAAAAUCGAGUUAACACAAUUCAAAUUGGUUUAACAAAAUUUCUUCAAUUAUUUCUUAAGUUUUUUAUAUCGUAUAUAUUGUUUUGUGUUAUAUAUUAAGCAUUAUUCAUAUUUAUUUCAAACUAAGCACAGUUAACUUUACAAUCUAUAUAAUAAAAUUAUAUGUUAUGGUCGCGGAUACAACACCUGUUAAAUUUCAAUAGAAUUUGUUCUGUAAACUGUACCUGUUACUAUCCAGUUUUAUGUAAGUUGAAAUAUUGAUUAUUUUUUUUUGUAUAUUCGUACAUUUUAAGAGCAAACUAUUUCGCACAAUACUACAGAAUUUUAUAGUAAUAAUUACAAAAUAUCUGUCUACUAAAAAGAACUAAAUAUUACUGGUCAUAAAAGUUAAUCAGGAUAUAUAGUUUAAUAAGUUUUUUUCUUGUUUAAUCUGGAUCGGUAUUAAACAUUUAAUAACAUUUGAUUAUAAAUGCAAAAUUUUGCGAACUAAUAUCCCGGUUAAAGAAAGCGUUCCAAACUCUGUAAUGGUAAAAUAUUUUAUAACAAGUAAUGUAAUUAUGUCAGUAUCGUUUAUUCAUCCCUUCUAUAAUGUAAUAUUAUGUCACCUUUACAAUGAUAUUCUUGGUUUAAUUUAAUUUUUAAUAUGUAAGAAAACUUUAUAUAUUUUUUUAUAUCAAUAUUCGCUGUUACAAAGUUAUGUCUACUGUUUGUCGGGUAUCACUAUUAGUGAGCGACCGGCAGACGCGUUUGGGGCGUCGGGAACGCAUUCUUUCAGGGAACGGAUUAAAGUAGUGUUCACAUCAACGUCUCGAUACCAAAUACUAAUUUAUACUGUAUUUUUGUUUAGUUUGUCUAUUUGUAACGUUUGUCAGCAUACGGAUCGAGUAAAUUGAUAAAGUCGUUUUUGAGAUAUUGUGCACAAUUUUAUUACUAAAUGAGCUGUGAAUGUUCGUAAUGUUGUUAUUAUUGUUAUUAAAUGUUUCGAUACAUAAAAAUUAUCUAUCGAGAAAUGAUCGAUAAAAUUGUGUUGCCAAUGUUUUGCUGAAAUAUGACGAAUUGGAAUGUUUAAUAAUAAUAAUAUAAUGCACAAAGGACGGUCUUGACCUGGACGUCGAUGGUCUUACAAAUUAUUUUGUAUUAUUAGUAGAUGGGUCUUCCAAUAAGUAACUCUUGUGAAUUGGGUAUUUAAAUGAAAAAAAUAAUAUCACUCAUUUUAAUAGAUGAAGAUGACGUUUCACGUUAUGCAAUGCCAAUAUUUACGACGUUGUGACGUCACGUUCGGAAUAUGUCACUGUCAUUAUGCUAAGUUUUUUUAUUUUUUUUAAUUUGUUUAUAUUAUAUAUUAUGUUUAUAUCUCACGAGCAACGGUUCUUGGAUAUACGGGACUAGCCCACUGCCACUUUAGACUGUUAAUUAUAUAACUUCACUAUACAUGAUUCACUUAUGCUGAUGUUUAUCCUGCGGUUGGUUCGGUUUGUCAUAUGUUUCAUCAAUGAAAAAGGGAUUUGACAUACGCAUUGGCAAUAUUUCUGCCAGUGAGUUUGUUCCCCAACAUCAUAUCCGAGUCGGCGAUAAAUACGUAGAUGCGCCCCUUAUAUACGGGAAUCAGUAUUUAACGAAUAGUCAUUGUACUUGAGAAACGGAUCGUUUUUGAGUUGCGAAUAACAAGUUGUUAGUGGUUUCUCUAGGAGAUGUAUGUAUAUGUGACUUUAUUUGUUUAAGGGAUGCUCUUGAAUAAUACCGCCUGGGUGCAAAACGAAUCGUUUAUUGUACAAAGUAAUAGUACAUUAGUCGGCUGUUUCCGACGUUGUCAUGGCAUUAUACAUUUAUAAUUAUAAAAAAAAAAAAAACUAAAACUUAGCAACGUGAUCAUUCUAUUUAUGACAGGAAUAAUUUAAAUACCCAAUUAAUCCCAUCAGUGUUAGGUAUUUUGUAACAAAGAUAUACAUACUAUAUAUUUUU